Messenger RNA from Chaetomium globosum CBS 148.51, 138 nucleotides. RefSeq lists its product as uncharacterized. Lineage: Eukaryota; Fungi; Ascomycota; Sordariomycetes; Sordariales; Chaetomiaceae. The transcript is spliced from 2 exons. The record is from RefSeq and is a predicted model, not a curated record. The coding region runs from base 1 to 138 and encodes 45 amino acids.
AUGAACUCAAGCCAAUGUAUAGCACAGGUAGCUCUCAAUGCGCAAGGGCCUGUUAGCAAAGAGGCCAUGAUCAAAUGCGUGGAGUAUGAAGGCACGGCUAGCAAUCUACCAGGAGUAGUGAAGGGGCUCCUCAACUGA